Anneissia japonica is the source of this 1386-nucleotide messenger RNA. RefSeq names its product probable hydrolase PNKD. NCBI's taxonomy places the organism in Eukaryota, Metazoa, Echinodermata, Crinoidea, Comatulida, Comatulidae. The transcript has 8 exons. Gene Ontology annotation, molecular function: hydrolase activity. Bases 1 to 678 code for a protein of 225 amino acids. The record is from RefSeq and is a predicted model, not a curated record. Gene Ontology annotation, cellular component: mitochondrion.
AUGACAUUGGUAUUGGUAGUGCUAGAAAUAUACCCUAAGAAGGACCAUUCUGGAGGAAACUCGGAAUUAAAAAGCAAAAUCAAUGAUUUACUAGUUUACGGGAGCAGUGUUGAUGGCGUUCCCGGUCUGACUAACAAUCUGGUUGAUGGGGAUAAAUUCUCUGUUGGUAGUUUACAGUUCACUGCAAGGUUUACCCCCGGUCACACUGUUGGCCAUGCUGUUUACGUUCUUGAUGGUAAUCCCUAUCAAUGUCCUGGACACGUGUUUACCGGUGACCUUCUCUUUGUGGCUGGAUCAGGUCGUAUGUUUGAGUGUUCAGCCUCAACAAUGCUUCGAUCUCUAGAUAUAGUUAGUCAGCUUUCAGAUGAUACUCUGAUGUGGCCAGGUCAUGAGUAUGCACAAAAUAAUUUGACUUUUGUACAGCACAUUGAGCCAGAUAACGAAAAGGUUAAGGAGAAACUUGACUGGGUUAAUGAACAAAGGAAAGAGAGAAAAAUGACGAUUCCAUCAACCUUGAAAGAGGAGAAAGAAUACAAUCCGUUUCUACGGACACAUUCUCCUUCCAUUUUGGAAAUCGUUGGCUUAAAAAUUGAUGAAGAUGAUGACAAGGAUGCAAUUCGAGCAAAAGUCUUGCAAGAACUUCGCAUUCGCAAAGAUAAAUAUUCUUACAAACUGUAAAACACAUAAAUAAUAUCAGUGCAGUAUAAGAUUUCAUGUGCGAUUAUAUUGUAAAUCUAUUAUGCCCUACAAUUCACUAUUUUAUUUUAAAUGCAAAUAACUAAAUGCCUACUUAAUUGAUUUAAUUGCCCAUUUUUUUAUGCUUGAUAUUGGUUAUGUAUUUAAUGUUUACCAUAUUACCUCAAACAAUAUAAUUAUUAUUUUAUUAUUAUUAUUGUUAUUAUUAUUAUUAUUACUAUUAAUUAUUAUAUUAUCUUUUUAUUAUUGUUAUUAUUAUUAGUAUUUAUUAUUAUAUUAUCUUAUUAUUGUUAUUAUUAUUAUUAUUAUUGUUAUUAUUAUACUAUUGUUAUUUUGUUUCUUUUAUCCUUGCUUGCCUUUUUCCAUCUGAAAGUGAAGAACUUAGUGAAAGGCUGUGUUAUUACAAGCCACAUACGUUUUAAUAAUAAUAAUAAUAAUAAUAUGUCGCUUUUAUAUGGUGCUUCAUGCACAAUGCCUUUAAGCGUUUCACAUUACUACCCCAGUCAUUGGGAGUCCAAGCCACAACCGAUGCGCCAACUGCUUCUACGGUUAAUCAUCAGUCUGCAGCUGUUGUACACUUAUAUCAUCAAUAUAAUUAUAUGUGAUUUGUUGAUUUGUUCUGUAAAAUCAUAUCUUGUUUUAAUCUAGUUGCCAUUUUUGUCUUUUUUUUUAAAUGAGGUUUAUUACACA